AUGCACUUAGUCCCAGCCAGCCCGGAACUACAGGUUGGAGCACGGCGUUUCCUGAUCGCCCUCACUGACGAUCACUUCCGCCCACGGGCCUGGAAUACCCGUAGGCCCUUUGGCGGCGAACUGAAGGAAAGACACUUCCGGUAUCUGUUGCCUAGGCGCUGGCCCGGUGGGCCUGAGGGAAGCGACGUUAUUGGCGUCGUCUUCCCCACCCCCAUCUUCCUGGGGGUCGAGAUGUCUGGGCUUAGUCAUGCAGAGAUGGAGGGCUGUCGUAACCUGCUCGGCCUGCUGAACAACGACGAAAUCCUGGCCCUAUGUGACACCAUCACCAACCGCCUAGUGCAGCCUGAAGACCGCCAAGAUGCCAUUCGUGCAAUAUUAGUGUACAGUCAAAGUGUAGAAGAACUUUUGAAACGUAAAAAAGUCCACCGUGAAGUCAUAUUUAAAUACUUGGCAACACAAGGGGUUAUUAUACCUCCAGCUACAGAAAAACACAAUCUUAUUCAGCAUGCAAAGGAUUACUGGAAAAAACAAUUACACUGGAAAUUGAAGGAAACACCAGAGCCAGUUAAGACAGAGGACGUUAGACUCUUUGAACAGCAGGAAAAAGAAGAUAAAAAAGCUGAAAAGAUUGAUUUUCGUCGAUUAGGUGAAGAAUUCUGUCACUGGUUCUUUGAACUUCUUAAUUCUCAGAAUCCUUUUCUGGGACCACCUCAAGAUGAAUGGGGGCCACAGCACUUCUGGCAUGAUGUCAAGCUUAGGUUUUAUUAUAACACAUCUGAACAAAAUGUGAUAGACUACCAUGGAGCAGAAAUUGUGAGCCUUCGUUUGCUGUCACUAGUGAAAGAAGAAUAUCUUUUUCUCAGUCCCAACCUAGAUUCCCAUGGACUGAAAUGUGCUUCUUCUCCCCAUGGUCUAGUUAUGGUUGGAGUUGCUGGGACUGUCCACCGAGGGAACACUUGUUUGGGCAUUUUUGAACAAAUUUUUGGACUCAUCCGCUGCCCUUUUGUGGAGAAUACUUGGAAAAUCAAAUUUAUCAACCUGAGAAUUAUUGGAGAGAGUUCCCUUGCUCCUGGAACAUUAACGAAACCAGCUAUUACACUUGAACCAAGCGAUCUAGAAGCCUUUUAUGAUAUAAACAGUUUAUGUGGUCCAGUGAAGUACGACUUGUAAGGCAGGCAUUGGAUAGUGGGACUGGAGACCAAGCUUUAUCUAGUGGAAAUGAGGCAGUGUUGAACAAAAGAAAACUAAUUUUACCCAGCCCUUAAAGCAUUGAGUACUGUAUGUCAGUCUGAAAAAUCUAUACAGAAAUUCUUCCAAAUACUACAUCAGUAAUGUCUAAGUGAUUUCAGAUUCGGGGAUUGACAUAUUUUAGUUGAAAUGUCUUUAUUGACAACAGGCCAACAUAUUUUGUGAAUACUUGCCUCUUUCUACCUGAGCUGCAGCAAAUGUUUGAAAGUUUCAUCCAAUUUGUCAAAUAAAUCCUACUUUAGAUGUUAUAACUACGGUGUGCCUUAGAAACCAGUUAAUAUUUUCCUUGUACUUACUGGAUAUUCUCCUAAUAUCUGUACUUUUCAUGUGGGGGAAAAAAUUGUGUUCAAGGCUUCCCCUUUUAAGUUUCUCUUAGUUACUCUUACCUAAAUCUGGAUAAUUUGACAAAUGCAUCUUACAACAUUAUUGCUUAAGAAGUAAUACAUAUUUUAGAGAUGUUUAAUGUAAACUCACUUCUCAUUUUAGAAACCUUGAAUGACAUAAAAAAGUCCAGUGAUUUAGUUGGUGGAGCAAAAUUUAACUUGCCUUUUUAAAUAUUAGAAGAACAUUUUUCAAAAUUAUCUAUUGUUGUCCAGGCUAAAUAUUUUAACAAUCUGCAACAUUUUCUGAAAUAUUUUGGGCAAUGAUAACAUGCUAUUCUCAAAAAGCAGAACUUUUUCUUAUCUAAGGCUUCAGCUAACAGUUUUAUAAAGCAUUUUAUUAUACACCAUAAAGAAAACAUACUGUUGACAUUUUUUAAAGUUCCUAACUUAAAUUACUUUUUUUUUUCCUCUUGAAUGACAUUGGAGAAAGGGACCCCCCAAAAAAAACCAUACCAAGAUAUACUCUAACAUCAUAAAGUUAUUAGAAUUUUUUCACCUCUAAUUUGUUUUACUAGAUUUGAGUCACAAAGUUAAAUUGCCAGAUUACACAGUUGCUUUCAAGUUUAAAUUCCUCAUCACCCAGCACCUACUUGCUGAAUCUGAAUUUAGUUAGGAAUUUCAAUUACAAAAAUGCCUUUUGGAAAAAAAUUCAGCUGGGAAAUGUGAUGAGGUAUUGUGCAUAUUAAUUUUUUAAUUUUAAUUCUGUUCGUGAUCAUCUAGGGUAACAGAACAUUUUGGAGGUGGGAGGAAAAAUUUCAUUUGGGGUUUUUUUUUUAAAUGCCAUGCCUCUAAUGAGCAGUACAAGUUGAUAUGUCUUAAAAUAAGAACUUAAUAAAGAAGGGAAAUCCCUUUUGUCUGUUGUAAGAAUUGUGUAUUGUUUAGAUUUAAACCCAAGUUAUCUUUUUCUUUAAGCUUGAAAUAUUAUCAUAACAUGCAGUUGAUAAAUAUCCUAAGGAAAGGAUGAAAUAUAAAACUAUUCUCAUCUGUUUUCUUUGUGCUAUUGAUGUCAAAUACUGCAGAAAUAAUAGUGAAGAUGCUCAGUAUGGGCAGAAAUUGCCUAUAGAUAUCUUCAGUAUUGAAAUUUUGAACGUGUAACACUCAAGUAAGGCCGCAUGUUCUUUUAAUCAUCCUUAAAAAUUUGAAGUCUUUCUGAUAGACUAAAUGAGGUUAAAAGCU
Phacochoerus africanus (Common warthog) is the source of this 2807-nucleotide messenger RNA. It is a transcript of the gene C1H3orf38, whose product is annotated as chromosome 1 C3orf38 homolog. The record is from RefSeq and is a predicted model, not a curated record. Lineage: Eukaryota; Metazoa; Chordata; Mammalia; Artiodactyla; Suidae. Bases 1 to 1170 code for a protein of 389 amino acids. The transcript is spliced from 3 exons.